Messenger RNA from Lingula anatina, 923 nucleotides. RefSeq lists its product as uncharacterized. NCBI's taxonomy places the organism in Eukaryota, Metazoa, Brachiopoda, Lingulata, Lingulida, Lingulidae. The record is from RefSeq and is a predicted model, not a curated record. Gene Ontology annotation, molecular function: calcium ion binding.
GCUGACAGUCUCUCUCGGCUGAGUUUAACAGGAUUGAAAAACCGAAGAGCAAGAACAACAGCAGCUGGUUAACACAGAAUACAUCAUUAAAGGCAUGUCUUCUUAUAUGUUGAUUGUGUUGGUGGUUAUCUGGUCGUCAUGUGUGUUGCAGACGGAGGCUGCGUGCUGCAGAGCAACUAAGGGCUACUGCAAGGACUGCACAAGUGGAACGCCCUACUGUGGCUAUAGACGAUGCAAUAUAUUCGGAUGUAACUGCGGUGGUGGUUGUCGAUAUCGCUCUGGAUGUUAUUUAAGUAAACAUUGGGGAAGGACCACUUGUCAUUGUGGCUGGUAUGGGAAAAGAUCGAUAGAAUUAGAUGACAAAAACGAAGAAACUGCAUCCCCACAAAGUUCCUUUUCGGCCCUCGACAAAGACGGAAAUGGCUACCUGGAUUUGAACGAGUUCGGUCAAGCAAUCAAAGGAAGCAAGGGGAAAGUGGACGCGGAUACCAUCCAACGUAAAUUUGCCGAGAUGGAUGAUAAUAAGGACAAAAGGAUCAGCCCUGGCGAGUUCGACACAGAUCUUGCUUCACCCAACGACGAGGGAGAAAUCGAAAAGGAAGUAGCUGUUUAACAACAGGACGGAGUAUCGGAUUACGGUGACGCGAUGUCCCAGAUGGACAUAGACGAUCUACGUAGAAUGUUGGAACAGUGAGACAAAACCUCACCAGAAUUAAUGUGACGCUUCUCUCUCUCUCUUUUCUUGCUCUUUUCUCUCUUUCUUCAUACUCUCUCGCUUUCUUUCUCCCUCUCUGGCUUUCCUUAUUAACCUUGUACCUGCGAUUUCAGUGAUAAUCCAUAUGAUUUAUAAUCAGACUUAUCAGACACAAGAAGUAUUCAGAAUCAGGCAAUAAAAAUCAAGUGGGAUUUCAUUUCAUGUGAAG